Molecule: messenger RNA, 1194 nt
Organism: Nothobranchius furzeri (turquoise killifish)
Lineage: Eukaryota; Metazoa; Chordata; Actinopteri; Cyprinodontiformes; Nothobranchiidae
Product: chymotrypsin-like elastase family member 2A
Biological process (GO): proteolysis
Molecular function (GO): serine-type endopeptidase activity
Source: RefSeq, a predicted model, not a curated record
AGCGGUGGUUGAGUAGCGAUCGGCGAUUCUGUCUAACAACUAUGGCUGUACCGGGGGGACCUCCUCUGCUCCUGUUUCUUUCUCUGUUGCCACUGCUGCUGUUGAGCAAGGCAUUCCUGCCAGCAGCUGCAUAUACACUCAUCCCAGAGCAACAGCCACAGCAUAAAAUCCUCCAAUUGGAUUGGCCAAUGGACUGUGGCAUGGCUCACUUCAAACCCAACAUGGUUGAGAGGAUUGUGUCUGGAAACGAGGCUAGACCUCACUCCUGGCCCUGGCAGGUGUCUUUACAGGUUCGCCCGCGGGGGAGUAAGCAUUACAUUCAUGUUUGUGGAGGAACUCUCAUUCAUAGGAACUGGGUGCUCACUGCAGCUCACUGCUUCCAAAAGGGCAAAGCUGAGGACCCUGGGAGCUGGAGGAUAGUCCUGGGAAAGCACCAACUGAGGCGUUCAGAGACAGCAGAGAGGAUCUUCCCUGUCAAGAGGAUCUACCGGCAUGAGAACUUCCGCUAUCCCACCCACAGCGAGCUGGACUAUGACAUCGCCCUGGUGAAGGCUGCCACAGACAUCCUCCCUUCAGACUUCAUCCGCUACGCCUGCCUGCCGCGCAAGCAGACCCCCCUCAACCCGGGACACUACUGCUGGGUCACAGGCUGGGGGGACACCCGUGGUGGAAAGGAGAACGUCUCCCUGGCAGAAGCUCUGAAUCAAGCCCGGCUGCCCAUCAUCGACUUCAAAACCUGCAAGCAGAAGAAAUUCUGGGGCGACCGCGUCCGGGACUCAAUGAUCUGUGCCGGGUUCAGAGACACCGAGGGCCCCCCAGCAGCAUGUCAGGGUGACUCCGGUGGUCCUCUGCUGUGCCAGCUGGGUCAGGACCGUUGGGAGGUGCAUGGGGUGGUGAGCUUUGGCCCCAUCGGCUGCACUGUGGAGAACAAGCCCAGCGUUUUCACCCGCACUGCUGCCUACAUCCCCUGGAUCGAGGCAACACGCAUCAGGGACUUCUUCCUGCACUGACAUCAGUUCUGCCAUUUCUCGUACAGAUAAUCUGUUCUACAAACACAAUUUCUACAAUGAUUAUGUAAAUACAUAUUCUAGCCAACAGUUUUAUAUCGGUUUGCUCUUCUCUCAUGGAGCAAUGCUAUGUAGUCACGCUUUUACAUCCUAAUUAAAUUCACCAAUAAAUCUGAUUAAAAGCACA